GCAUGCGCGCAUGCGUAGCUCUGAGGGCGCGCCGUCCUGGGCUGUGGCUUUGCCCCCGCCGCUGCGGCCGUGCGCCUAUGGCGUCUCGGAGGUGACCCGCUGCUGGCACCAACUCUCUCUGGGGGCGGGGGAGUCAUCCAUGAACCCUUCGGCGACCUUAUACCGGCGCCAGAACAUCGGAUCAGAAGUUGAGACUUCCACUAUUGAGAAGCAGCGGAAGGAACUUCAGCUGCUCAUCGGGGAGCUGAAAGACCGCGAUAAGGAGCUCAAUGACAUGGUCGCAGUGCAUCAGAGGCAGCUUCUCUCCUGGGAAGAGGACCGGCAGAAAGUGCUGACCCUGGAGGAGCGCUGCAGCAAGCUCGAAGGUGAGCUGCAUAAAAGGACUGACAUAAUCAAGUCACUGAUGAAGAAGGUCAAGACCCUGGAGUCCAAUCAAGCAGAGUGCCAGACAGCUCUUCAGAAGACGCAGCAGCAGCUCCAGGAGAUGGCUCAGAAGGCCACACACUCCACCCUCCUCUCGGAAGACCUUGAGGCUAGAAAUGAAAAUCUCAGCAGCACGUUAGUGGACCUCUCUGCUCAGGUAGGACAAUUGCAAGCUAGAGAGCAGGCUCUCACUACCAUGAUAAAGCUAAAGGACAAAGACAUUAUUGAGGCCGUCAAUCACAUUUCAGACUGCUCGGGUAAAUUUAAAUUGUUAGAGCACGCUUUACGUGAUGCCAAGAUGGCGGAGACGUGUGUGGUGAGAGAAAAGCAAGAUUAUAAGCAGAAAUUGAAGGCACUUAGGAUUGAAGUCAAUAAACUGAAAGAGGAUCUAAAUGAGAAGACAACAGAAAACAAUGAACAACGAGAGGAGAUAAUUCGACUCAAGCAAGAGAAAAGCUGUCUACAUGAUGAGCUAAUUUUUACUGUUGAGAGGGAAAAGAGGAAAGAUGAAUUACUUGAUAUUGCAAAGUCAAAGCAAGAUCGUACAAAUUCCGAGCUCCAGAAUCUGAGACAGAUUUAUGUAAAACAGCAGAGUGACCUGCAGUUUCUUAAUUUCAAUAUAGAAAGUUCUCAGGAAUUAAUACAAAUACAUGGCUUAAAGAUGGAGGAACCAAAGGCCCUGGAGUGCAGCAAGGACAUGUGUUUAUCAGACCUUGACAAUAACUACCCAAAAAUCGAUAUUAAAAGAGAGAGAAAUCAGAAGUCAUUGGUUAAAGAUCAAACGUUUGAGGUCAUGUUGGCUCAGCACAAUGGGUCAGACAAGAGCUCUUGUGAUGCUUGCAGAGAGAAGAAGCUACAGGUUAACACUGCACUCGGGGAAAAAAGUGUAAUUGCUCUCUCAUCUCUAUUUACCAAAGACUUACUGGACAAACAAAAGUCUUGGUCUCUGGGUGGGAAAAUCCAGACUGAACCGGAAAACAAAGUUACCCUAUGCAAGGUCCAUGCAAAGUCACCAAAAUGCGAUGGAGUGGGGCUUCCAACGGAAGAGAAGCAGCUCUCGGAAACCUCCGUCUCGCUGUCUGACGAGAAGCAGUGGCAUGACAUCAACGUCUACCUGGGCCUUUCCAGCUGCUCAAAACAGCCAGACAGGCUGGACGGGGAUGGCCACGACCGCACAGGAACAUCUGAGGUCUCCUGCUGCACCCCAAAUGUAGUCUGUAUAGGUGACAAUGACCUGUCCGAGUCCAAGUGCUGCCACCCAAGUAACAUCAUCAUCGAAGCCCCAGGACAUAUGACUGAUACAGAGUGGAUGAAUAUUUUCAAGCCUUCCAGAGCACAAAGGAUUGUUCGCCACAAAACCAUGUGCACUUGUUCAAGAAGUGUCAGCGCAAUGAAAUAUAAUUCCUCAGCAAGUGAGCUCAUUGGCAUGCAGCCUUCCCAGUGUGUGGGUUCCUUAAAGUCUGCUGAAAGAGAAGAGGAGUCAGCGGCCCUUCCUGACAGAAGAACCUCAGCCAAUGAAAAGGAUGACUUCUCUCCUACGAGUAAGCUCCAGCGGCUGCUGGCCGAGUCCCGGCAGAUGGUCACGGAUCUGGAGCUGAGCACGCUGCUACCCAUCAGCUGCGAGAAUCUCAACAGAAGCAAAUUAGAAGUCUCAGAAGAGCCAGAUGAAAAAACCACCCUUGUCAGUCAUUGAAAGAGACAAAGUCAACUUGGACAUUCACUGAGGCUAUGCAAACAGAAUUGUCUUUGGAAGGCAGAGAGUGGAUACAGUACAGUCAGUCACCUGAAGAUAAGUAAAGAGGACUGUGAUUCCCACAAAAGCAGCCUUUAAUACAAAGGCAAGGAGACACUCAAAAAGUUCACUUCUUAAAGCAUCUAUAUAUAUAUUUUUUUUGAUGAACCAUUUUUUUGUGUAAAAAAUAAUUUUCAUGCCUAAAAACUGAGGCCCUACUUCUACUUCAGCGUUUAGAAAUACGCUGAAAGGGAAAGACAAAAGCCAAGCUGUCAAGAUGCAGAAACCUUUUAACAGCUUCCUGGGAGUAUCCGACACCCCGUGUGUAAACGCCACCUUAGCGGUCUGCCUCCUUAUCCUUACAGUCUCUGUGCAUAUUCACAUCAUAACCACCAUUUCCCAAAAGCCAGCUUCCGGUACGUGACACAGUCUUUCUUCUCUUCAGCUUUUAGUGUUGGACUUUGCUGUAGUGGUAGACAUGAGAUAAGUGGUGCAAAGUUUGUAACAGGACACUAUUACCGUGGGUGUGCAGUUAAGGCUGUCUGUCCUCAGGAGACAGCUGUACCUUGCCUGGCUCUGUAGUAGACAGUUCACUUACACAGGACAGCGCUUGCUGGAAGAUCAAGUUUUAUAUGGAUUUUAAAGAAAAUAUUGAAGACAAAAAAUUCUAUUUUACUUGUAAUUUUAUUUUUUAAAAAGAAGAUUAUACUAUUUGCCUCUGUCCUUACUACCAUAAUUGACCAGUUUCAUUCAGUAAAAAUAUUUUUAACAAUAAAAAACAUUUUAUUUGGUUUCCUUUUACUAUACAUAACUAAAACAAAGGAAGGUAUUUAUUUAUUUAAUCCAUCUUUUUUGGCUUUUCCAAACAGGGUGUCUUUGUGUAGCUCUGGCUGUCCUGGAACUAGCUCUAUAGACAAAAUUGGCCUCGAACUCACAGAAAUCUGCUUGCUUCUGCCUCCUGAGGGCUGGGAUCAAAGGCGUGCGCCAGCACUGCCAGGCUAACAAGCAGCUUGAACGCAGCCUGGUAGGUGACUGUCUCCUAAGCACUGCCGAUGAAGGUUGUAUUGUAUGGGUCAAUGUCCCUUUGUUCGAGGCUUCAGGCUUUCUUCCCAGAUGAUUUUCAUGGUGGGGCGGGCGGGGUGGGGGAGGCUGUUGAGCUCACGUUUGUAAUGAGGGUGAGGCUGGCACACUCUAUAAAUACUUGGUUUCUCUUCAGACUGGUUGUACUGAGCCAGACUAAGAAUGCAGAGCUGAUCCUGAACCAGCCAAGCGAGGCGCCCAGAAUGCCCUUGGAGAGGCCAGGGUCCAAACUGAGAAUCCAGAUAGUAAACUUUUCCUACUCUGUCUGAUGGGCUCAUGGCUGCUCCUCCACUCGCCUGCCAACAGGAACACCAAUUACAUGCUCCAUUGGAAAAAGCAGGGUAGAACAGGAUCGGAAAUCCACUGUUUUAUAGCUAAGUUUAAUUUCAUUUCAUAGGCUUGAAAUAUCUAUAGCACCUAUAUAUUCCAGGCUGGCUCAAACUUGUGGUCCCCCUGCCUCAGCUUCUCCGGUGCUGGGAUGACAGGAGUCUACCACCUGUAUGUCACCAUGCCCAGCCUUACAAACCUCUUCUGAUCCAACGAGAUUAUUAUGAAUUAACAUGAAAUUCAGAAAGGCAAAUUUUAAUAUGAUCAACUUCUCUGUCUCGACAUGUCAUUUUUUUAUAUUGGAGCAAUUUCUUGAGUGUGGCAAAGAGUUGCACAAUAAACUAGCCUUUAGGAUUUC
Mus musculus (house mouse) is the source of this 3920-nucleotide messenger RNA. It is a transcript of the gene Ccdc62, whose product is annotated as coiled-coil domain containing 62. The transcript is spliced from 13 exons. The record is from RefSeq and is marked validated. Gene Ontology annotation, cellular component: cytoplasm; nucleoplasm; nucleus. Gene Ontology annotation, molecular function: nuclear estrogen receptor binding; transcription coactivator activity. Lineage: Eukaryota; Metazoa; Chordata; Mammalia; Rodentia; Muridae. Gene Ontology annotation, biological process: cellular response to estradiol stimulus; positive regulation of transcription by RNA polymerase II; spermatid development. Bases 11 to 2116 code for a protein of 701 amino acids.